Molecule: messenger RNA, 1251 nt
Organism: Fonsecaea erecta
Lineage: Eukaryota; Fungi; Ascomycota; Eurotiomycetes; Chaetothyriales; Herpotrichiellaceae
Exons: 4
Coding region: 1-1251 (416 amino acids)
Biological process (GO): translational elongation
Cellular component (GO): cytoplasm; nucleus
Molecular function (GO): translation elongation factor activity
Source: RefSeq, a predicted model, not a curated record
AUGUCGUUCGGAAAGCUCUACGGAUACAAGGAAAACGCCCGCAGCACCGUCCUCCUGGCGGUCGCAAAGGAGAACAACCUCGACAUCGAACUCGUCGAGACCAGGACCCCCGUCACAGAUCCCGAGUAUCGCAAGUUGAACCCUCUGUCACGAAUUCCCACCUUCGUUGGUUCCAAUGGCUUCAUCUUGACAGAGUCCAUUGCCAUUGCCAUUUACUUUGCUUCGCAGAACGACAAGACCACUCUCCUUGGGAAAACCAAGCAAGACUAUGCUUCUAUUGUGCGAUGGAUGUCCUUCUCCAACAGCGAAAUUCUCCCCAACCUUUCUGGCUGGUUCAGCCCCUUGAUUGGCAAAGUGGCGUACAACAAGAAGUCGGUUGAUGACCACAAGAAGCUUGCCCAGGAUGCUAUCCAUGCUCUUGAGCAACAUUUUCUCGUUCACACCUUCCUGGUUGGAGAACGCAUCACGCUCGCAGACCUCUACGUGACCUCGCAAAUGUCUCGUGGUUUCCAGUACGUCCUUGACAAGGAAUGGCGUGCAGAGAACCCAAACACCACGCGUUGGUUCGAGACCGUCACCAACCAACCUAUCUGGAAGGCCAUUGUUGCCGAGCCAAUCAUAGUUGAAGAGGCCGUGAAGUACACCCCGCCCAAGAAGGAAGCAAAGCCUGCUAAGGCCCCCGCUGCAUCUGAAAAGAAGGCCGAGAAGAAACCCGAGAAGGAAGAGGCAGAGGAAGAGGAAGAGGCCAAACCAGAAGUCAAGGCCAAACAUCCUCUCGAAGCACUGCCAAAGCCGACUCUUAUUCUCGAUGACUGGAAGAGAAAGUAUUCCAACGAGGAUACUCGUUCCGUGGCGUUGCCUUGGUUCUGGGAGCACUACAAGCCAGAGGAGUACUCCCUGUGGAGGAUCGAUUACAAGUACAAUGACGAGUUGACGUUGACUUUCAUGUCUUCCAACCUCAUCGGUGGAUUCUUCAACCGCCUGGAGGCUUCUCGCAAAUACCUCUUUGGCGCUGCCUCGGUGUACGGCCAGGCCAAUGAUUCGGUCAUCCAAGGCGCUUUCUUGGUUCGUGGUGACGAAGCUUUGCCCGCAUUCGACGUCGCCCCAGACUGGGAGAGCUACGAGUUCACCAAGCUCGAUCCCAGCAAGCCUGAAGACAAGGAAUUCGUCGAGAACCAGUGGUCGUGGGACAAGCCGAUCGAGGUCAAUGGCAAGACGUACGAGUGGGCUGACGGCAAAGUCUUCAAGUAA